Penicillium manginii is the source of this 1107-nucleotide messenger RNA. RefSeq lists its product as uncharacterized. Lineage: Eukaryota; Fungi; Ascomycota; Eurotiomycetes; Eurotiales; Aspergillaceae. The record is from RefSeq and is a predicted model, not a curated record. The transcript has 3 exons. The coding region runs from base 1 to 1107 and encodes 368 amino acids.
AUGAAACUCGGAAAUGCUGUACUUUCUCUCGCAGCGUUAGUACGUAUUUCUGUGGCUGGGAAACUUGGCUACUUCGAUGAUAUCUCCAUCUGCGCGGAUCCGGAUGGCCUGACGACGUGCUUCGAUAGGGCGGAGACGCGACACACAACCUGUAUCAGCGAGGAAUGCCCAGAUACCAAAGAGGAGAGUCAAAAAUGUGCUGAUGCCUGCGAGGGAAAGGAAAUAUGUGCCCUAAACUGUCCCGGUAACUGUGUUUCUCCUUGUGGGGCUGAGAGGGCUGGUAGCCAAAUCGAUUGUAUCGCAUCUAGCUGUUGGAAUCAGGUUUACUCCUGCGAAUACCAACAUACUGUCGAAGACUUUAUCUCGCUUUAUCAAAAGGAAUAUCUCGAUGAUAUUCCGUUCUGGCCCCCACCAGAUAAAGCGCCUGGCGGAUGCUCUUGUAACAUCGGAAAAGUCCUCAAGAAGGAACUACAGAUCGAGAACCAUCUAACUAAAUGUUUUGAUAAUACGACGAAUCUUGACGGCAAUGGGGGUGACUCUGAUGAUAACGACAAAUACGUCAUGGCCUGCCAAUGCUGCGCAGAGAGUGCUGUUCGGUCAACGGUCUAUGACACAUGUCCCAACACCGAGCCCUCUACCAUUGACGCCGAAUAUUGGUUUAAUAGGCUAAUGGAUGAAAAAGAUUGGAGUUCAUGCAGAUCAAUUUUGGACGAUUAUGAUUGCGUUGAAGAUCUAGGGUAUGGGGCUGAAAAUGCUGGUGGCACUCAUAAAUAUUACAAGCCUGGGGAAUCUCCAAAGAAUGGCACGGAGACUCUUUCUAACACCAAUGGUGUUAUAUCCACGCCUAUUAGCGGGACCAGCUUUACUUGGGAUUAUAGCACAGACGUGCACACUGUUAUCGCCAAGUCGACAGACUAUGUUGCCACGGCCAGUGCAGCUGUGACUCCAGCCAGUACUACGGACACUAGGAGUGAUACCGAUGUCAGCCAAACAGAUACCGGAGCCGGCAAUACGGCGACGGGCAAGAGCUCUGCCUCUGUAUUUGCUGCGCAAUUGUGGAGAAUCAUCGGCUUGGUGGUUAUAUUGGACCUGGGAUUGAUAUGGUGA